CGAGUCAACACCUUUACACUCCUAUAUAUAGUGCUCGGGCCAGCGGUACCUCUGACACUGUUUUCUUUUCACCGUUUCUGCAGAGGAAUACAAUACCUGAAACCAUGAAUAAGCUGCUGGUCAUCACUGUGCUUGUUGCACUUCUUGCACUCAACGCUGAAGGCUUCCGUGUGCUGAGGCAGGCUGAGGAGGAGGAACAGGGGUCUCUGAGCAAGGUGGCAAGUACCAUCAAGUCCUACUAUAACAGCGCUGUCGACACUACCAGUGGGUACAUUGAGAGCAUCAAGGAACUUAAACUGGAGGAGAGAGCAACGAAUCUAUACAAUCAUGUUGCUGAAAUUCUGAGCACUUACGGUGGCAUUGUGCACGACCAGGCUUACCACAUCGUUUACCCCCAGUAGUAAAACAAAAAGCGUUCCAGUGACCACUGCUACCUCACAGAACCAUCAAUUUCCACUCAAAAAGACUAAGCAUCAUUUGACAUUCAGAACUUGGCCGUUUUUCACCACACCCAGAUUUCAUAACUUCAGACAGCAUCUUCAAAAACUGCACUGGGGGUAGAUGAUGAUAUCCUCUGACUGGAGAUGGUGAUCUUUUGUAAAGGCAGUUACCAGCUUGCAUGGAGUAAACUGGACGGCAAAGCAAAUGGCGAGCACAGCAACAGAAGCACAGAGUAUUUUGUCAUGUACCAUUUCAUUUGUGCAUAGGUCUGAGAGUUAAAAAUCAGAUGUGAUUAAAAUGCAAAUGAUUUAGACAUGUAACACCCCCUAGUGCCGAUUCUCUGGUACCUCUGGAUAAAUUUAAAUAUUCAUGUCAUAUCUUCAAAUAAAAUAUUUAUACUAAAACCAGCAAACAAACAAAA
Amphiprion ocellaris (clown anemonefish) is the source of this 862-nucleotide messenger RNA. It is a transcript of the gene apoc2, whose product is annotated as apolipoprotein C-II. The transcript is spliced from 4 exons. Gene Ontology annotation, molecular function: enzyme activator activity. NCBI's taxonomy places the organism in Eukaryota, Metazoa, Chordata, Actinopteri, Pomacentridae. Bases 105 to 401 code for a protein of 98 amino acids. Gene Ontology annotation, cellular component: chylomicron. The record is from RefSeq and is a predicted model, not a curated record. Gene Ontology annotation, biological process: lipid transport; lipid metabolic process.